AUGCCCGCAACCGUUCGCGACAGCGGCGACAAGUUCCCUCCCAAAUUGCUCCAUAUUUUCAUCUUUGAUAUCGCUGUCUCUCCCGCGGCGGCAAGGAAACACAUCUCAAAGAAUAGGACGUCUCGGAAUAGUGCCGCAUCUCCCAAUGACCAUCCAACCAAUGCGUGUGAGAAACCAGAUAUUGUGAAUAUGAGCAACGCGGUUAUUGUCUUUUCCAACCUUGAGCCCGGCUGUACUCCCAUCAACUGCCGAGAAACAAGGCGUGAAUAA
Penicillium canescens is the source of this 270-nucleotide messenger RNA. Its product is annotated as signal peptidase complex catalytic subunit SEC11. The record is from RefSeq and is a predicted model, not a curated record. The transcript has a single exon. Bases 1 to 270 code for a protein of 89 amino acids. NCBI's taxonomy places the organism in Eukaryota, Fungi, Ascomycota, Eurotiomycetes, Eurotiales, Aspergillaceae.